Molecule: messenger RNA, 735 nt
Organism: Parnassius apollo (apollo)
Lineage: Eukaryota; Metazoa; Arthropoda; Insecta; Lepidoptera; Papilionidae
Source: the annotation of a GenBank genome assembly
AUGAUGCCACAACGACUAUUGAAAAUAAGGAAUUUUAAUAAACCACCUGAUUCAAGAGAUCAGACAGAAUCAGAUGCUAUUUAUAACAUAGUAAUACUGAAUCUGUGGAAUUGUUCUAAUUUUUUGGAUAAAGAAAAUUCUUUAGUGACAAACCAAGAAAGUUUAGUUAAUAAAAAUGACAUACUGUACGUCACUCAACCCAAUGCUGAAGAGUUUUAUUGUUCAAAAUUAGUGUUGACUAACCAAGAAAGUUUAGUUAAUAAAAAUGACAUACUGUACGUCACUCAACCCAAUACUGAAGAGUCAGUGGCUACUCAUUCUAAUUGUACUGAUAUACUCUCUGUUACUCAAUCCAAUGCUGAAAAGCCAAGGGUGACAACUUUUUAUUAUACUGACAUACUGCCUGUCACUCAAUCCAAUACUGAAGAGCCAUUGGCUACGAAUUCUAACAGUACUGACUACGUUGGAGAACCAGAUGAAGUGACAAAUAAAGAAAAUUCCGAUAAAAAUAAUGUCACAAAACCCAAUGUUGAAGAACCAUUGGCAACAAAUUCUUACUAUCUUGACAACGUUGUAGAAUCAGCUGAAGGUACCGAAAUAAUCAUUACUAAGGUAUAUAAAGAAGUAAAAUAUAAUGCCAGACCCAGAAACAACUUGCACUCAGCAUUAGCGAAUGAUUGUGGCGAUCAUUACGCACCAGUACAUUUAUUUAUUUGUAUAUUUAGUAUGCAAUAA